AUGUCUAAAACGGUUGGAGAUAGUAGCAUGAAUGAAGAGAAUAAGUUUACUGCUUUAGUUGUAGACGAUAAUGUUGUCAUUAGAAAGAUUGAAGAAAUGUUGCUUAACAAGAAAGGGUUUAAAACUAAGGUCGUGGAAAAUGGUCAAGAGGCCGUGAACACUUUCAGUGAAGGCAAUUCUUUUGAUGUUAUUAUCAUGGAUAUGGAAAUGCCGAUAAUGGAUGGGAUUCAGGCAACUAAAGAGUUGCGAGCUAUGGGCGUUAAGUGCUUGAUAUUUGGCGUGACGAGCUCUGAAUUAAAGUCUGACAUUCAAGCAUUUGUAGAAGCCGGUUUAGAUGAAUAUUUUCCAAAGCCACUGGAUUUUGUGAAGAUUGAAAACAUACUCAAGCGCCUCAUCAAAAAGUGA
Molecule: messenger RNA, 405 nt
Organism: Chenopodium quinoa (quinoa)
Lineage: Eukaryota; Viridiplantae; Streptophyta; Magnoliopsida; Caryophyllales; Amaranthaceae
Product: two-component response regulator ARR22-like
Exons: 2
Coding region: 1-405 (134 amino acids)
Biological process (GO): phosphorelay signal transduction system
Source: RefSeq, a predicted model, not a curated record